Messenger RNA from Dendrobium catenatum, 1239 nucleotides. RefSeq names its product ribosome-binding protein 1-like. The transcript has a single exon. The record is from RefSeq and is a predicted model, not a curated record. The coding region runs from base 1 to 1239 and encodes 412 amino acids. NCBI's taxonomy places the organism in Eukaryota, Viridiplantae, Streptophyta, Magnoliopsida, Asparagales, Orchidaceae.
AUGGGAGCAGAGAGCAGGCAGGGAAGCGGAAACAAGCCAAACAGGAACAAAAGAAGCAGCGGGGACAGGCAGAGAAGAGCACGCGGGGCGGGCGGGCCAGGAGGGCCAGGAGAGGAAGCCGGAGGCAAAGAAGCAAGAGCAAAAGGGGCGAAGCGAAGGGAGAAGAGGAAAAAACAAGAAGAAGAAAGGACGAGGAAACGGGACAGGCAAAAACACGGCGGGAGGGGCGGGAACAGAAGAGAGAAGACGACAAGGACGCGGAGGAGGAGGGGAAGGCAGAAAACGAAAUGCAGAAGGGAGAGGCCGAAACGGCAGGGGGCAAGGCGGCCACAGGACGAAGAGGAGAGGGAAAGUACAACCGAGAAGGAGGGGCAAGAGGAGCAGAACAGGGCGGGCAGGGAGCGUGGCAACAAGCCAAGAAAAGGGGAGGCGGGAGCGGGCACGGAGGGCAGGGGGAGGGCAAGCCGGGGGAAGGGACCGAACAAGGGGUGGGGGGCGGCGCGAAAGCGGGGCAAACCGAAAAGAGGGCCGGAGGGGGAGCGGACCGGGGGAGGGGAGGGAACAGGGGCAAGGCGGAGCCAAAAGAAGGGGGGCGGGGUGGGGCGGGGUCGGGGGGACAAACUAGAGGGGGAGGGGAGAGAAAGAACGAAAGACCCGGAAUACGAGGGGAGAAAAGGGGAGGGACGAAGAAGAAAAAGGAGAAGGCAGGGCAGGGGAGCGACAGAAAGUGAAACCGGAGCGCGCGCGGGGCCGCCGCGCCGGGGGGGGGGGAGAGAGAGGAAGGGGGCACGGGAGGAGCGAGACGGAAAGGCGGCGACGGUGGCGGAGCAGAGGAACCGCAAAAGGGGAAGAAAAAGAGGGAAGGGGAGGGGAGGGAGGGCCGACCCCAGAAACCGGGGGGCCAACAAAGGAAAAAAACCACAACGGCAAAAGGCGGGGCCCGCCAGGGGCAAAGGGGCACGAGCACCGGCCAACCGGGGCAGCGCCAACGCAGGAAAGAGGGGGCGAAGUGAAAGGAACUCGCGUCGGGGGGGGGAAACAGCGAGAGCCGCAACCACAACGGGGGCGGGCAGGCCGCCCCAGCAGCGGCAAGCACCGGCAAGCCAGGGCCCAGACUCCAACCGGCCAAGGCGGAGAGGAAAAGGGGCCCCGCGAAAAAGGAAAGCAGGGGGCGGGCCGCUGACACAGCGUCUGCGGAGCGGAGCCACGAGCAGCGGAGGACUGGGGGCGGGACGGUGA